Molecule: messenger RNA, 3172 nt
Organism: Sinocyclocheilus anshuiensis
Lineage: Eukaryota; Metazoa; Chordata; Actinopteri; Cypriniformes; Cyprinidae
Product: E3 ubiquitin-protein ligase RNF34-like
Exons: 8
Coding region: 110-1306 (398 amino acids)
Biological process (GO): protein K48-linked ubiquitination; proteasome-mediated ubiquitin-dependent protein catabolic process; negative regulation of extrinsic apoptotic signaling pathway via death domain receptors
Cellular component (GO): cytoplasm; plasma membrane
Molecular function (GO): ubiquitin protein ligase activity
Source: RefSeq, a predicted model, not a curated record
UACACAUACACAAGGAUGAUAGAAAGGGAAGACGUAAUGGAGUGCUCCCGAGCGUCCUUGCGAUGAAAAUCACUUUAGUAUUCGACAGUAUUCGCGGACGGGAGUUGCAAUGAAGGCGGGGGCCUCCUCCAUGUGGGCGUCAUGUUGUGGGCUGCUGAACGAGGUGAUGGGCACAGGGGCGGUCCGCACUCAGCAGCCGGGCUUUGGAGCCGGAGCCGGGCCGUUCCGCUUUGCCCCCAGCGCUGGUUACUCCACCUACCCACCCAGCAGCACCACCUCAGGGAGCGCAGGCCUGGCGUGCAAAGCCUGCGGACUGGCCUUCUCCGUAUUCAGACGAAAGCAUGUUUGCUCAGACUGCAAGAAGAGCUUCUGCUCGCUGUGUUCUGUGCUGCAGGAGAACCUGCGGCGCUGCGCCACCUGCCACCUGCUGUGGGGCACGGCCUUCCAGCGGCCCAGGUUAAUGCGGCUCCGCGUUAAAGACCUGCGGCAGUACCUCACGCUGCGAAACAUCAACACGGACACCUGCAGGGAGAAAGAGGACCUGGUGGACCUGGUGCUCUGCCAUCUGGGCGCCGAGCUGGAGAUGGGGGAGGAUGAUGAGGAGGAGGAAGAAGAGGAGGCGGAAGCGGACACGGACAGUCUGCCCUCACUUCUGCACUCUCUCUCCACGCCGCCCGCCUCCGCGGCACGAUCCUCCUCCCAGCAGUCGGCGCUGUCUGUAGCCGCGUCUCAGGGAGAGGCUCUCAGUCACAGUGAUAGCUCAGGGACAACCAAUCAGGACCAUGCAGAUGCUGCAUCAGUUUCCCUCCUCAACCUGGAGCCUCAUGACGACAUACUGGAGGCCAGCCCAGCGACGCAGAGACGUGCACGUGCCUCCCUCUCGGACCUGUCCCACGAGGAUGACAUCGAGAGCCUGACGGUGCGGCAGCUGAAAGAGAUUCUCGCUCGCAACUUCGUCAACUAUUCAGGCUGCUGUGAGAAAUGGGAGCUGGUGGAGCGCGUCCAUCGUCUCUACAGAGAGAACCAACUCAACAGAAGAUCGAUGGAAAAUGUUAGCAACAGCCUAGCUGCAGUCAUAGCUUACCCUCCUCCUAUAUGCAAUGGAGGUAUUGGAGAUGGUGUGCAAGUAGCUCUGCUGGGCGGCGUUGAUGAGAACCUGUGCCGUAUCUGCAUGGAUGCCGUGAUAGACUGCGUUCUGCUGGAGUGCGGUCACAUGGUCACCUGCACCAAGUGUGGCAAGAGGAUGAGCGAGUGCCCCAUCUGCAGGCAGUACGUGGUGCGGGCGGUGCACGUCUUCAAGUCUUAACGGGUGAGCAUCACCUCUACUGGAAGACCAACACACCAGAUGCUUCCUGCUUGACCGAGCAGGCUGGGGCCACGACUGGACCAAUGAACUGCCCCUUUAGAUUCAAAGUGGUGAAAACCAGUACUGCGCACACCUUCUUCACAGAGCGAGCAUUUCCUGCUGCCCAUUUUUAUUUGGUCAUUCAUUGACACGUUUGAAAUCGUUUCUGCGGUUAGGGAAGAAAGGGAUUUUAGAGGAAUAACGUAUAGAAAAUAUGAACGUUUAAGUGGUUUACAGUACAUUCCUGUAAACUUUUUGGAAAUGUCUCAUUAUAUGUGCAAUAUUAGAAAUCUUUAAGUGUGCGUGUAGAGAAACCGAUUGCCAUUAAGAUGCAUGUUGUCGUAGCAACAGUGAAAACCAUUGCCGUGAAGGGGGAAGGUACUGUAGGUGCCAAAGUAGAAAUGUGCAGAACGGCUUCUGGAUUGUUUUUACGUGCUAUAUUAUUAAUAAGCGUGUUGUUUUCAUGUAUUAAAUCGGCUAUUGCCAUACCACAAAUCAGCAUCCAUGACACCGGAUCAAAUGACCAGCUAGCAGAAGAGUUAUUUAUAGCAAGCUGAUAGAAACUGUAUUGUAUUUUUUCAGAGUCACUGGAAUCCAGCACCUGCCACUAUGUAGCUUAUUACUGGAACCUCAAUUAUUUUAUUUUUUUUAUCAAAUUUUGCAGAAUCUGCCGAACGUCGGGCGUGUGGUUGGUUUGUCUCCAUUGUGCUGUGUAUACAAGAUAAUUAAAGGUGUGCUAAGUCAUUUUCGAUUAAUUAAAAGUGUCAGAUAAUAGGGUGAUUACCAAGGUAAAGGAAGUUAGGCUGGUCAUGUGAUCUCAACAUUAUGGGAGGUUCACCUUUGUAGAUCAAAACCUUUUUUUGAGUCUCACAUGAGUGUUCAAUAUUAAAACAUUUGUCAAAAGCACUAUAGAAGUUGGUAAAAAUUUCGUAGUGCACCUUUAAAUCUUGGUUGGUUUUCUUAGCAAAAUAUUCCGUUUUCAUUGUUGGUCAAAAGUUUUGAUUUCAAUGUUCUUCAUCUCCAGCAAUACCAUGAAAGAUGUCUGGGGUUUUUUUUGGUGUGUUGUGUUGAUUUCACAAGCGGUGCUACAUGGAUUUAUGUAUCACAGUUCUCUAUUGCAUUCAUGAUUUUACUUACGUUUCUUUCCCUUUUUGUACGUAUUUAUAUUUUCUAGAUAACGAUAAGAUAAAGAGGAAAAUAAAUUGUUAUUUGAUUCCUCUGGAUGCCCUUUGUUGCUGUGAAUUCUGUAGUCAAAUUCAAGUUAUGAUGUCUGUGGUAUUGGCUAGACAAACAAAUAUAAAGGAAAAUUUAAUCAAACGUAUAUGAUUUUAUAUACAUGUGAAAAAAGACGUACACAAAGUAGGCUAUAUGGAUAGGCUAGAUUUUCCUCUGUUGUCCAGUUUUUCUUGCAUUUUCUUUUAAAUGUUUCUUCAGCGUUCCAGUUUUUUCCUUGAAUGUAAACAACAUUGAUUUAGUUGUUUAUCUUUUUAAUCGGUCACAAAUAAUACUACUACAGUAGAUUUGGUUACAUUCUGGUGUCACAACCAUGUAUUUCUAUAAUCAGACUGUUUUUCAUUUGCUUCUAGAACAUCUCCACACCCGUCUGCCCAACACUGACACUGUGCUUAUGUGUAUGUUUCUAAUGCUGCUAUCUCUAAAAGAUGUCACUUGGUAGUAGGCAACUACUCUAGCUGAGCAGACAACGGACACGAUUAGUCUAAACGACUUAAACUGAGCGCUGGAAGGCGAUUUGGGGUCUGGUCUUUGUAUUUUGGAAUGUUGAACUUUUUAUUUUGGUAAUUCAAAGAUGAUUUAUUAAAUUUAAUA